AUGCUGCCCCUUGGCAUCUGCCUCGAAGGAAAUCACAAAUCUUACGCACCCGGCGACGUCAUCAGCGGAUAUGUGUAUCGGAAGAUCCACAUCGUCAGUCCCAACGCAAGCCUGCGUCUUGCGUUACACUGGAGGUCAAAGUCGAAAAUCACCACAGGCGGAAAGGCCCAAUGCGUCUACCGCGGGCGCUUCGCCUUCUUAGAAGAUACACAUUUACUGUAUGAGGGGCCGUUGCACGUCGAAGCAGGCACUCCCGGCCUCAAGUGGCCGUUUGCCAUCGCCAUCCCUCUCACAGGAAAUCGCAGAAACAUGCGCGUGGCUUCCCCUGAUGAGAGCUAUCUUCCCCUUGCCGCUGGAAACGAGCCAAACCCGCCGUUGUCGUUGCCGCCCUCAUUCUCCGCCACGGUUCUCCUCGGGCUGGAAACGCCCAUUUCCAUCCCUUGCGUGACUGAACGAUGCCCUGUCAACGUCGGCGAGCUGAUGAACCAGAGGCUCAGAUCUAGCGGCCACAUCCGUCAGAAAAUCACCAUGGGUGGGAUGCACAUAUACCCCAGCUCCACGACGUAUAACAUCAAACACACUCACGUCUUGAGCUGGUCUUUCGCGCUUUCCCUUGCGGACGAGAGCAUUGAAGUGUCGGGGGAUAAUGUAGUGACCAUAUUGGCGCCCAUUGACGAUCGGGAAUCUGACAACGUCUCGCCCAGCAACGGGUACCAAAACGGGCAGACGGGUCCGACUGGGUUCGGUAAGAGGUCUGAAUCCUGGAUGCAUCCACCUCCGGCAGAGGACGCACCCUCAUCGUUCGCUGAAGUUCAAGGCCGGAAAGCCGCGGCUGGUUAA
Molecule: messenger RNA, 840 nt
Organism: Scedosporium apiospermum
Lineage: Eukaryota; Fungi; Ascomycota; Sordariomycetes; Microascales; Microascaceae
Exons: 2
Coding region: 1-840 (279 amino acids)
Source: RefSeq, a predicted model, not a curated record